Messenger RNA from Aedes albopictus (Asian tiger mosquito), 693 nucleotides. RefSeq lists its product as uncharacterized. The coding region runs from base 1 to 693 and encodes 230 amino acids. Lineage: Eukaryota; Metazoa; Arthropoda; Insecta; Diptera; Culicidae. The transcript has a single exon. The record is from RefSeq and is a predicted model, not a curated record.
AUGGGGAGAGCCUGGGAGAGACUCGUCAGGUCGAUUAAGGUUGCUCUGGCCGCAAUCCAGGACGGAAGCCAAAAACUGGACGACGAAUCUUUGGUGACCUUUUUAGCGGAAGCGGAAGGUAUUGUCAACAGCAGACCACUAACAUAUCUGCCUCUGGAUUCGGUGGAACAGGAGGCACUAACCCCAAACCACUUUUUAUUGGGCAGUUCGUCGGGGGUUCGUUUGCCAGUUGUGCCAACAGUCAACGAAGUUUCUCUUAUGAAAGGUUCGUGGACAGCCAUUCAAAGAUACCUAGAUGCAUUCUGGAAACGGUGGACUAGGGAAUAUCUCCCUACUCUAACGAAACGCACGAAAUGGUUCGGCGAUGUAAAACCUGUCAAACCCGGCGACCUGGUACUGAUAAUCGAUGAUACUAAGCGAAACGGGUGGAUACGUGGACGGGUGCUAGAAGUAUUGACUGCAGCGGACGGACGUGUACGUCAAGCUAUGGUCCAGACUGCAGGAAGCGCUCUGACUAGGAAACCUGUUUCGAAACUGGCGGUCCUGGAUGUAUCGAAGGUUGCUGGAACCGAGAACAUCGUGGGUUCCACCAGGGGGGAGGAUGUUGCUAAACUGGCAACCCCGCCAGAUCAAACAAUGACUCGUAAAAUGACAUCGAAACGGCAGAACGACGAAAACAACGUCAUGCAGUAG